Molecule: messenger RNA, 1102 nt
Organism: Sorex araneus (European shrew)
Lineage: Eukaryota; Metazoa; Chordata; Mammalia; Eulipotyphla; Soricidae
Gene: MRNIP
Product: MRN complex interacting protein
Exons: 6
Coding region: 53-649 (198 amino acids)
Biological process (GO): mitotic G2 DNA damage checkpoint signaling
Cellular component (GO): nucleus
Molecular function (GO): chromatin binding
Source: RefSeq, a predicted model, not a curated record
GCUUCCGGGGCGGGACCGGGCGCACUGCGCAGGCGUUGGGGGUGCGGUCGCCAUGUCUCAGCGCGCGCGCGUGCUGCGCUGCUGCUCGUGUCGCCUCUUCCAGGCGCAGCAGGUGACGAAGAGCCGGAAGUGGACGUGCAGAGCCUGCGGGGAGAAGCAGUCGUUCCUGAGGGCCUACGGUGAGGGCUCCGGAGCUGACUGCAGGCGCCACGUGCAGAAGCUGAACCUGCUGCAGGGGCAGCUUUCCGAGGAGUCCCUCAGGACUCUGGAAGGCGGGGCCCCGGAUGGGGCGGCCAGCGGUCAGCCUUCGCGGUUGCAGCCCCAGGCCUCGCAGAGCCGCUGGCAGAAGUACCUGGAAGGAGACUCUGAAGGACAAACGUGGGCAGGGGGCAUGUGCCAGGAACCGGGGGCCGCCUGCCCCGAGUUUUCACGCAAGAGGGAAAGGAGCCCCAGCACCGAGUGGCCCCGCCCUCCUGGGGAGCUGCCCGCUCCAAGGACCCCGCCCACACACGGCCCUGCGGCUGAGCCCCGGCUUCCCCCCCGGCCCACGCCCAGCCCUCCCUGCACGGAGACCCCCGCGGGCCUCUGGCCGGAGAGGCUGGCCGGCCUCUUUCAGACAGGGGAGGACUUCGACGAGGACCUGCUCUGACCCCAGGACUGCAGCCGCCCCCCACCCCCGGACCCAGCUUCCUGACACCCAAACGCCACCAGGACUCCUUCCAGGCCCAAAGCACAACCAGAACAGUCGAGCUUGUCUUGUCUGGUACUAACCCACUGAACAUGCUACAAGAGAGGAGGUCUGCCUUGAGGAAGCGGAAGGUGGUUCUGCUUGCAGGGGCCACUGAGGCCUUUAGGGUAUCCCUGACACGGUGCUGAAGGCUGAAUGCGAGUUUUCGUGUACAUGUCUGAGUGUGUGUAUGUGUGCACAUAUACUUCCCCCUACGAUUGGUGCCUACUGUCGGACCCCUGUCAGAGGCGGUGCUCCCGGAGGACGGGGAGGGAGUGUCUCACGCUGCCAGGGCAGGGAGGGCUCUCAUGUGCCCCCUCUGGGGCAGGGCCCAGCUUUCAAGACCCUGGCGCCUAGCCCUGCUGGCUGAAGUGC